Molecule: messenger RNA, 1845 nt
Organism: Rhizoctonia solani
Lineage: Eukaryota; Fungi; Basidiomycota; Agaricomycetes; Cantharellales; Ceratobasidiaceae
Product: epsin amino-terminal-like (ENTH) domain protein
Exons: 7
Coding region: 1-1845 (614 amino acids)
Molecular function (GO): protein binding
Source: RefSeq, a predicted model, not a curated record
AUGGACUUUAACGGUAUGGGUGCUGGCGGAACGACUUUUGGGUCAGUACACGAGAUAUCGAGCAAUCCAAAUACCAAUCGAGGUACAUCCAUCCUAUCCGCUGUCUCUCCCUCCUUGCUGAGAGUGACUCGCGCAGUUAUCGGAAUCGAUAUCAAAUUCACAUGCGCUGGCCUAGAGCCUAUUCAGCGCUCAUUCUUCCGUAGUGAAUGGAACGUUGUACACUUGGGCCGAGAACCCGCCGACACCUCUGGGGUGGCGAAUGCCUUUAUGCGUUCAGACGUGGUCCCGCCUGUUAUGAGCCGCAAACAUGCGGAAAUUAUGCUCAAUGGUGACACUCCACAAGUCAUGGAUAUCGGGUCCUACCACGGGACGUACUUUAGGUCUAACGGCCAGCGUCUUGUUGCGAAUCGAUUGUACCAACUAACGGACGGUCUUGUUCUCGAAUUUGGGAAAUCAGUCACCAAAGACGACAAGGCACACGAGCCACUGCUAGCAACCAUCAAUUUCAUCCGUGAAUCGGACCGAAUUCGUUUCCGGAUUGCCUCGAGGCAUCAAUCGUCCUUGCUUUCGCCACCUUCACCACCACGAAGAUACAGCAUUCCGUCUGAUUCGGAAGACGAGGAAGUUGAAGACUCGGACGAAGACGAAAUGGAUUCACGCUCCGAUGUAUUCGAAUAUGAUCCUCAUCAGCACAUCGACCUCACAGGAAUGAGCGAUGACUCCAAAUCGUCCCAAGAUUCACCAGACACCGACGAAGGCAUUGAGUGUGUUGGUUUCGGGUUUUCGCGAAGCCCGUAUGAUGAAGAGUCCGUUUCUGGGUCGGACAUGUCUGAGAGUGAAUUCGAGGAGGAUACCGGGAAGGUGGUUGCGCAAGCUAGCGCACUAGGCGGUUCCGAUCUUUUCGUGGCAAUGCCUCCUUCGCAGCCUGGUGGAAUCAACCCCAUUGCUCCUGCCCCAAUUUCUGCCAACCCGUCUGUGCAUGGGUUAAUCACGGGCCCUGUGGAGCUCGUUGCACCCGCGCCUAUCUCACUCCCUAGACUUCCCAGGAUCGAAACAUUGUCUUGCCUUGAAUAUCCCGAAGUUGGGUUUUACAACUCCCUUCCACUACCAGAUUUUGCUCGCCAUCAUAUCGAGACGUCUUCUCGUGGCGCGGGCAUGGAUUUUGAAUAUGGAGGCAUGGAUAUGCGAGCGGGAUCUGGUCUGGGCCAUCAUCAGGGAGUGACGCAGGCUGUGCGGCCGCAUGAAGACGCCCAGAACCAAGUGCAUUUAGAAUCCGACCACUACCAGAGUGUUCAAGAGCCCAACGUCCAGGUCAACUACGAGUCGCAAACAACCGAGGAGGUGCGCAUCCUUAAAGCAGAGUUGGAUGUGGCUCAGAACAAGAUCGCCGAAUUGAAGCAAUCGCUCGUGGAGAAAGAAGCCGAGGUGGUCGCUGCCGAGUCGUCACCUACCGAGGCUAUUGUAGAGGAUAUCCCCAGCCGCAUCGCCAAUAUUGAGAAUAUGAUGACGCAGCUUUCAUCUGUUGGGGAUGGUGAGAUGGGCGAGCACAGAACAGCGGUUUUGGAUAUGCUGGUCCAGUUGUCUUCUAGCAUUGAGGCUUUGAGAGUUCGUGUUGGAUACGAAGCUCCUAAGUCAUAUCAGCAGGGCCAAAAGCGCAAACGCACCGAUGACGAGGAGGAGGAAGUCGAUUCAGGGCGUGCUCAGUCUCCUGCCCUCGUGGCUGCUCCUGCGCCGACCACUAGUUCAUUGCCAGCGAAGCGUUCACGUAUCACUAUCAAUCCUGCCGUUAGUGCGCUUGUGACCGGAGCUGCCGUGUGGGGUGCACUUGCGUCCGGAUACCUUUGA